AUGUAUCGGACUGUGCUGCAGAACACAAUAAGCUCACAAGUGCUGGACAUCAUCAUGCUGGUUCAAACGAGAAGUUAUCAAGGAGCUGACACAGAAAAUUCAAUGAGGACGUUCAACUCGACACAGCUCUGGCUCCCCAACGCCUUCAAUACUCUCUCUGAUGGAAAAUCCCAGACGCGGGACCCACAAAAGAAAAUGCACUGGUUGGAGUUCAGCAAAUCAAUUGCCAAACAAAUGAAGUCUCAGCCUCCGUUCACAAUGUGUUUGCGAGUGAAGUUUUACCCACCGGACCCGGCUGCCCUCAAAGAGGAAAUCACCAGAUAUCUCGUCUUCCUGCAGGUGAAGAGGGACCUGUACCACGGACGCCUGUUGUGUAAGACAUCUGAUGCUGCACUGCUCGCUGCAUAUAUCUUACAAGCUGAGAUUGGGGACUAUGACCCUGGAAAACACCCAGAAGGCUACUGCUCCAAGUUCCAGUUCUUCCCAAAGCACUCAGAAAAGCUGGAGCGGCGCAUUGCUGAGAUCCACAAAACCGAGCUAAUAGGCCAAACUCCAGAAGUGUCUGAACUGAACUUCUUACGGAAAGCCCAAAUGUUGGAGACCUAUGGGGUGGACCCUCAUCCCUGCAAGGAUGUGUCUGGGAACCCAGCUUUUCUGGCUUUCACUCCGUUUGGAUUCACUGUGCUUCAAGGAAACCGAAGAAUUCACUUCCUCACGUGGGAUGAGGUUACCAAACUCAAGUUUGAAGCAAAGACGUUUCAUAUAUAUGCAAAUCAAAAUGAGGACAGAAAAAUAAUAUUGACUUACUUUGCACCUACACCUGAGGCCUGUAAACAUCUGUGGAAGUGUGGAGUAGAGAAUCAGGCUUUCUACAAGUUGGAGAAGUCCAGUCAAGUCCGCACUGUGUCAAGUAGUAAUGUUUUUUUUAAGGGUAGUCGUUUUAGAUACAGCGGGAAAGUUGCGAAAGAAGUCAUGGAACAAAGUGCCAAGAUAAAGCGGGAUCCUCCAGAGAUUCACAGGGCUGGGAUGGUCCCAAGUCGAAGCUGCCCAUCCAUCACCCACGGACCUCGACUCACCAGUGUGCCGAGAACCAGGCGGAGAGCCGUGCAUAUAUCCAUCAUGGAAGGCCUGGAGUCUCUCCGUGACAGUGCUCACUCCACCCCUGUGCGCUCUGUGUCUCACGGCGAAUCCUUCAUGUCGUCUCGGAGUCAGCUGGUGGAAGGAGGUGAGGCCAGUACAUCAGCCGUCAUCUCUGAUGAGACCUAUAGCCCCUCGAACAGUGUGCUGCCCACACCGGUUGCUGACCACGGGGCAGAGAUGCCUGCUGCUCGCCACCUCAAUGGCGCUCCCUGCAGUGUGGAUGAGGAGAAAGAUGCCGGAGGCUCAGAAUCCCAGGCCGCACAGGCCAGACCAGGCAAACGUGUACUUCAAGCAGGCAGCACAAAGACCACAGCCAGCAGUGAGGCUGAAGACCUGCACAAGUUCAUCCUGAGCGUCCUGCGGCUGUUCUUCGUCACCAUCGGCCUCCUCUUCGCUCUGUUGCUGCUGCUUCUCAUGCUCACAGAGUCAGACCUGGACAUCGCCUUCCUCAGAGACAUCCGCAAAACUCCUGAGUUUCAGCAAUUCCACAUUGAAUACUUUUGUCCCCUGCGCCGCUGGUUUUCUGGUGGUUGGGUAGCUUCCUCCUCAAGUAGAGAAAACUAA
This is a messenger RNA of Knipowitschia caucasica, 1704 nucleotides long. Lineage: Eukaryota; Metazoa; Chordata; Actinopteri; Gobiiformes; Gobiidae. The record is from the annotation of a GenBank genome assembly.